ACUAAGGGGCUGGGAGAAGGACUAAGGGAAGCGAGGUAGCUGGCCACAGCCGCCAUAUGCUGACUGGAUUCCUGUUCAUGUCUGCUGUGUGAAGACUGUAGGUUUCUGUUCUGUGCUGGCCGGCAGGGGAACACACCAUGGGAAGCUCACAUCUCCUCAACAAAGGCAUGCCUCUAGGCAUCAGGCCACCCAUCAUGAACGGGCCCAUGCACCCGCGCCCUCUGGUGGCGUUGCUGGACGGGCGCGACUGCACUGUGGAGAUGCCCAUCCUAAAAGAUGUAGCAACUGUGGCCUUCUGUGACGCGCAGUCCACACAGGAGAUCCACGAGAAGGUGCUGAAUGAAGCUGUAGGAGCAUUGAUGUACCACACCAUCACUUUGAUGAGAGAAGACCUGGAGAAGUUUAAAGCUCUGCGUAUCAUCGUCCGCAUCGGCAGCGGCUACGACAACAUUGACAUCAAAUCUGCAGGCGAAUUGGGCAUAGCUGUGUGUAACAUGCCCGCAGCCUCAGUGGAGGAGACGGCGGACUCCACGCUGUGUCACAUCCUCACCUUGUACCGACGCACCACCUGGCUGCACCAGGCUCUACGGGAAGGAACGCGGGUUCAGAGCGUGGAGCAGAUCCGUGAGGUGGCGUCAGGAUGCGCGAGGAUCAGAGGAGAGACACUGGGACUCAUAGGGCUCGGUCGGGUGGGCCAGGCUGUAGCCCUGCGAGCCAAGGUUUUUGGCUUUAAUGUGAUUUUCUAUGACCCUUAUUUGGCUGAUGGCGUAGAGAGAUCCCUGGGACUACAAAGGGUCACCACACUACAGGACCUGCUCUUCCACUCUGACUGUGUGUCUCUGCACUGCAGCCUGAAUGAACACAACCACCACCUGAUCAACGACUUCACCAUCAAACAGAUGCGUCAGGGUGCGUUUCUGGUGAACACAGCCAGGGGGGGUCUGGUGGAUGAGAAGGCCCUCGCUCAGGCGCUGAAGGAGGGAAGGAUACGCGGAGCGGCUCUGGACGUUCAUGAGACAGAGCCUUUCAGUUUCAGUCAGGGCCCGCUGAAGGAUGCACCCAACCUGAUCUGCACUCCACAUGCUGCCUGGUACAGCGAACAGGCCUCACUGGAGAUGAGAGAGGAGGCAGCCAGGGAGAUCCGAAGGGCUAUCACGGGUCGCAUACCAGACAGUCUGAAGAACUGUGUGAAUAAGGAGUUCCUCACCCAGAACAACCACUGGACAGGCGUUGACCCAGCUACCGUCCACCCUGAACUCAACGGGGCUUAUAGGUACCCGCAAGGAGUGGUAAGCUUGCCCGCUGGUGGCCUCCCACCUCCCAUUGAAGGCAUAGUACCCAGCGCUGUGCCCAUCACACAUACCCUCCCGCCCGCUGUCACACACCCUCCACAUGCCCCGUCGCCUGGACAAAACACAGUGAAGCCACCAGAGGGCGACAGAGAGCAGCAUCCGAAUGACCAACUGUAGCCACACACACACAAACGCACACGCUUGACCGUGUUGUCUGGUGACCGGAGGCGGUUGGCAUGACAACCGUUGUCAUAGCGAUAAGUACCCUAGUGACAAGUUGUUAUCAGACAGGUUCACAGAGUGUCAGAUCGACAGGUUGAGGUCCCAAUAACUAUCGAUUCACAACUCGUUGGCAGUUGGUUCCCGGCAGCAAGUUCACACUCCAAAGAGGAAGAAAAGGAGGAGGAUGAUAAAGAGGAGGAGGAGUGGAUAUCUGUUUGGAUGCUCUAAUCAAAGAGCAAGACAGCUGUCCUCUGCUCCAACCAGAAAUACUGAAAAAGACUAUAGAGCUCAAAGGUCCGCAGGUUGAUCUUCAUACCAACAAUAGUCAAGUUUUAAACUGUUUCCUCUGCCAGGCAUUAAAAAAAUAUCAAUAACUAUCUCCUGAUUUGGGAAGAAAAAAUACUGAUUCAAAUUCUGCUGUCUUAGACUGUAGUGUGUCCAAAGUUAGAGGGGCGGGUUUCAUGUCUCUUUUUCUGUGUCCUUUCCUUAGUUUGAUGUACAAGCAAAAGUAGUAGGUUAUGAAAUGAAUGUAACCUGUCUGUGUACAGUUUUUAGAGUUACGGCAAGAAGAUACUGAUAUUUGUAUUCCAGUCUUAACAAAACAAGGGUUAUGUGAUCUCUCUAUGUAGCCAAACAGGUUUGAGAAUACAAUAUCUGUUUUUUUGUGUUCCCAAAUUAACAAGCCCCCUAAAAAAAGAGGCAGCUUUUUGCACACCAUCUCAGGAAAUUAAGUUUCCGCAGUUGGUAUAUUAUUUUUUAAAUCUUUAUUUUAAAAUUUCCUUUUUAUGCCACUUAGUGCUUUUGUUUUUCUACCUGCUUGCCUUUUCGUGUCCCGCUACAUUAGAGAAAGAACUUUAACACGAGCUAAAGUUGAUCUAAUGUUUGCUUUUGUUUGUUAUGUUUAAGGGGCAUGUGAUUUUGCUCUUGGGAUUUGUGUGUAAAUGUUUGACCCAAACUGAGGGAGUUAUGGGAGGGAAGGCUGUAGAGAGGUGGCAAAAUGGUAUGCUUGGCUGGGAUGACGAACUUCAUCCCAAGUCCUGAUUGUUUUAUUAGAAAACAAAGUUGUUGAGAUUAUUUCUCUGAAAGACGCAGGUUGUCCACAAGGUGAUGCACUGAGAAUUUGUACUGCAGCAGCUUACAGUUAAAGAAACUGUCCCAUAAAAGGAAAUAUCUCUAUUUUCCUCAUGUCUUCAUGAGCCAGUGCUUCCACUAUUAUGUACAGUAAUUGUAUAACUGUGGAGCAUGAACACUUCAGCACACUUCAGCACACCAAGGUUUACAAAUGAUACACAGCACUGAAAAAAAAGUGUGUCGCUUCCCUUACAGCAAUGGAUUUGACCAAUGAGCCUACACAUCCCUGAAACCAUCGGAUCAGUUAAUCAACUCUUCAGUGCCUGCCAAAACCAUUUUAGAUUCCUAGUUGAAGUUUAACUCACUUGUACAGACAUGACAUCAAGUUAAGGACAGAUGAGGAAUACUUCUGUUCUUCAAAUUAGGCCAAAAAAACUUUCAUAUUUCAGACUGCCUCCCAUAUUGCAACUUUGAAUCUAUUUUUUAAAAAUAUUUAAUGGAGAAAAAUGCUCAUUCAGAUCAAUCAAUCAAAAACAACCUGCAACUGAGAGCUAAAACUACGGUGUUAUAUUAGU
This is a messenger RNA of Scomber japonicus (chub mackerel), 3160 nucleotides long. Its product is annotated as C-terminal binding protein 1. The transcript is spliced from 11 exons. The coding region runs from base 138 to 1469 and encodes 443 amino acids. The record is from RefSeq and is a predicted model, not a curated record. NCBI's taxonomy places the organism in Eukaryota, Metazoa, Chordata, Actinopteri, Scombriformes, Scombridae. Gene Ontology annotation, molecular function: oxidoreductase activity, acting on the CH-OH group of donors, NAD or NADP as acceptor; NAD binding; transcription corepressor activity.